Messenger RNA from Vespa crabro (European hornet), 5826 nucleotides. RefSeq names its product chitin synthase chs-2 (gene kkv). NCBI's taxonomy places the organism in Eukaryota, Metazoa, Arthropoda, Insecta, Hymenoptera, Vespidae. Bases 876 to 5558 code for a protein of 1560 amino acids. The transcript is spliced from 20 exons. Gene Ontology annotation, cellular component: cell septum; cell periphery. The record is from RefSeq and is a predicted model, not a curated record. Gene Ontology annotation, molecular function: chitin synthase activity.
GAUAUCUUUAUUGGCUCGAAGGUUGUGUUCAUAUUAAAUUGAAAAAUAGGCCCUUCGUAAGGAGAAGAAUUUGUAAAUAUAAAUGUGACGCGAUAGAUAGAUUUACGCUUACGAUUAUUCGAAUUAUUAUUAAUAUCUUUAUUUUGAAUCCUUUUCAUUUUUAUUCGUUUCUUUUUUACCUUCCUCGGACUAGCUAUUUUCCCUCCCUCUCUUUACUAUCUGUGUAUGCCACUCUCUUGUGAAAGUUAACGUAGCCGCAUGGAACGCGGGGGCUUUCGUGAAUCGUCCUAUACGCCUUCUUGGUAGAUCCGUAAUACCACCAUCGCCAGUCGGUCGCUUAGCGAUUACCUCUGACUUCGACUUUCACUUUGAGAGCUACCAAGUAUCUCUGUCUCUGUUUCUCUCUCUCUAUUUAUCCAUCUCUUUCUCUCUCUCGCUCUCGCUCUCGCUCUCUCUCUCUCUCUCUCUCUCUUUCUCGCUCUCUAUCCAUCUAUCUUUUAUUUCCUCUCCUGGUACAUCUUUCUCUUUCAUUCUUCCUUCGUUCGCCAAUGUGAUCGAACUCUUAAAGUGAUCGUUCUCUGUUAAAUGUUUAAAAGACGGAUAGUGUUUCUAGGGGGGAUGGAAAAAGAAAAAUGCGAUUUUUCUUUAAGUGUUUAAUAUCUUUAUGAUUUGACACCUAUCUGUGAUUUAAUAUUAAAACUCGGAUAAGUGAAAAGAAGAAAAGAAACGAUAAAGGAAAAAGAAAAAAAAAAAAAAAAGGAGAAAACAACAAAAAUAUAACGAAAUAUGUAUUGAAAAAAAUUUUUGGAUAUUCAUACAUCGAUCACGUUCUCGAUCACUCCAGAAGCAUAAUCAAGAGAUUCGUUUGAAACAGGAUGUCAAAGGCUCCAAAACAUAAUGGUAGCAUACAUGGCGGCGGGGUCACUGGACCAGAUGAUUUUUCCGAUGGAGAGAGUACGCCUGUUAUUCAAGAUUACACCGAUAGAAGAACAGUCGAAGAAACAAAAGAAUGGGAUGUCUUCAGAGAUCCACCACCGAAAGUCGAUUCGGGCUCAAUGGCAAAUCAAAAAUGUCUUGAAAGGACCGUACAAUUAACAAAAUUUUUUGUCUAUUUAAUCGUUUUCGUAAUAGUAUUAGUUAGCGGUGUAAUAUCUAAAGGAACGAUCUUUUUCAUGACGUCCCAAUUGAGAUCAGAUCAUAGAAUUCCUUAUUGCAAUAAAGAUUUAGGCCGAGAUAAACAUUAUGUAGCAACAUUACCAGAAGAAGAAAGAAUAGCAUGGAUAUGGUGUAUUAUAAUCGCUUUCGCGGUACCAGAAUUUGGCGCAUUGAUACGUAGUAUACGUAUAUGUAUUUUUAAGUCAUGGAAAAAGCCACCAUAUUCUCAUUUUUUCCUUGUAUUCCUUAUGGAAACAUUUCAUGUCGUAGGACUUGCACUUAUGUUUUUCUUAGUACUACCAGAUGUCGACGUUGUAAAAGGAGUAAUGUUAACUAAUUGCGUCUGUUUUGUACCCGGAUUAUUAGGACUUUUGUCGCGCAACAAAAACAAAGACGAAUCGAAAAGAUUUAUUCUCGUACUAGUUGACCUUGCUGCAUUAACUGCUCAAGCAACGAGUUUCGUCCUUUGGCCUUUACUAGACACAUCAAGACCUUCCUUAUGGAUUAUCCCACCUUCCUUGAUACUCGUAUCAUGUGGUUGGUGGGAAAAUUAUGUUUCUAUGCAAAGCAGUAUCGGCUUUGUCACAAUGCUGGCCCGAGUAAAGAGAGAAUUGAGACUGACUAGAUAUUUUACAUACAUGUUCGUUUCAUUCUGGAAGAUUAUAGCAUUUUUCAUUAGUGUUUUAACGGUGCUAUACAUGAGAGGCGAGAAUAUUGGUCAUUUAUUUACAAUGUUUCCUACUGCAUUUGGACAGCACAAAAUUAUUGUUCACACAGUCGUACAAACUAAUGGUACAUUAUCAGAUCUAAAAGACGUUUUAUUAAACAGCGACAUCGACAUCGAUGCUGACUUUAGUACACCUAUUUAUGUCUUAUUGUUACAAAUAUUCAGCGCAUAUUUCGCUUAUAUUUUUGGCAAGUUCGCAUGUAAAAUUCUGAUACAAGGAUUCAGUUAUGCAUUCCCUGUAAAUCUUACAAUACCAGUAACUAUUUCCUUGCUAAUUGCUGCCUGUGGUCUACGUAAUAGCAAUCCUUGCUUUUUCCAUGAUAUUAUACCAGAUUAUCUUUUUUACGAAUCACCACCACUGUAUUUUUUAAACGAUUACAUAACCCAACAAUACGGCUGGGUUUGGUUACUUUGGUUGCUCUCUCAAACUUGGAUAACUUUACAUAUUUGGACACCAAAAUGUGAACGUUUAGCAGCUACUGAAAAAUUAUUCGUUGUACCUAUGUAUGAUUCAUUGCUAAUCGAUCAGUCAAUGGGUUUAAAUAGAAAGAGAGACGAUCAACCGGAAGUUAAAGUGGAGGAUUUAGCAGAGAUAGAAAAAGAAAAAGGUGAUGGAGAUUAUGAAACUAUAUAUGAACAAACAGAUGGCUCGACCACUCCACCUUCAAUGGUAAAAAGUAGCGACCAUGUGACCAGAAUAUACGCGUGUGCUACCAUGUGGCAUGAAAACAAGGAAGAAAUGAUGGAAUUUUUAAAAAGUAUUUUGCGACUGGACGAAGAUCAAUCAGCUAGACGUGUCGCACAAAAAUAUCUUAAAGUCGUUGAUCCGGAUUAUUAUGAGUUCGAAACUCAUAUCUUCUUCGACGACGCUUUCGAAUUAUCCGAUCAUGACGACAACGAAUCACAAGUUAACCGAUUUGUAAAAUUACUCGUUUCAACGUUAGAUGAAGCAGCGACUCAUGUUCAUAGGACAAGAACGCAUGUCAAAGAUCCAAAAAAAUAUCCAACUCCUUAUGGUGGACGAUUGGUAUGGACUCUUCCUGGUAAAACUAAAAUGAUCGCUCAUUUGAAAGAUAAGAGUAAAAUUCGUCACAGGAAAAGAUGGAGCCAGGUCAUGUACAUGUAUUAUUUAUUGGGACAUCGAUUAAUGGAAUUACCCAUUAGCGUGGAUCGCAAAGAAGUUAUUGCUGAGAAUACGUAUUUAUUAACAUUAGACGGUGAUAUUGAUUUUCAACCAGCCGCUGUAAAACUUCUUGUUGAUUUGAUGAAAAAGAAUAAAAAUCUUGGUGCGGCAUGUGGUCGUAUUCACCCAGUUGGUUCAGGUCCUAUGGUUUGGUAUCAAAUGUUUGAAUAUGCGAUUGGUCAUUGGCUGCAAAAAGCAACGGAACAUAUGAUCGGCUGUGUACUUUGUAGUCCUGGUUGUUUUUCCUUGUUUAGAGGAAAAGCUUUGAUGGACGAUAAUGUAAUGAAAAAGUAUACAACAAGAUCCGAUGAGGCAAGACAUUACGUACAAUAUGAUCAGGGAGAAGAUCGUUGGCUUUGUACAUUACUUUUACAACGUGGCUAUAGAGUCGAAUAUUCAGCGGCAAGUGAUGCUUACACUCAUGCACCAGAAGGAUUUAAUGAAUUUUACAAUCAACGUCGUCGAUGGGUACCUUCUACUAUAGCUAAUAUUAUGGAUUUAUUGAUGGAUGCCAAACGGACUAUUAAAAUCAAUGAUAAUAUUUCUCUUCCAUAUAUAUCUUAUCAGAUUCUCCUAAUGGGUGGUACUAUACUUGGACCAGGUACUAUUUUUCUUAUGUUAGUCGGUGCGUUUGUAGCAGCUUUUAAAAUUGACAAUUGGACAAGUUUUUAUUACAAUAUUAUACCAAUUUUAUUGUUCAUGAUCAUUUGUUUUACGUGCAAGGCAAAUAUACAGGUUAUCAUGGCUGCAAUUCUCAGCACCUUCUAUGGUUUGGUGAUGGUUGCCGUUGUAAUCGGUAUCGCAAUAAGUAUCGUAGAAGACAGUUUGUUUUCACCCUCCGCGCUGUUUCUAAUGCUGGUGGUGAUGCAAAUGCUGAUAGCAGCCAUACUUCACCCAAGGGAAAUAAACUGUUUAUUAUAUGGAAUAAUAUAUUACAUAAGCGUACCAUCGAUGUACGUUUUAUUAAUUAUGUAUUCGCUGUUCAAUCUCAAUGACAUUACCUGGGGCACAAGAGAAGUAAAAGCGAAGAAAACGAGGGUGGAAUUGGAACAAGAGAAAAAAGAAGCGGAGGAAGCUAAGCGCAAAGCGAAACAAAAGUCUUUGUUAGGUUUUCUUCAAAACGGUGCUGGAACAAAUGACGAUGAUCAAGGUUCGAUCGAAAUUUCUUUGGCUAGUUUAUUCAAGUGUAUGUUUUGUACGCAUGGUAAAUCAUCGGAUGAGAAACAACAGCUUGUUGCUAUCGCUGAAUCAUUAGAACUACUUGGCAAAAGAAUGGAAACGAUUGAAAGGGCCGUUGAUCCACAUGCGCAUGUUUCUGGAAGAAGACGAGCAUCCUCCGUGGGUAAUCGUACAAAUGAUGCCUUGGGUGCAAUAGGUGAAGAUCCAGCCGAGAAUGAAGAAUGUCACAGUGAAACAGAAACCGUAACUAGCCAAAAUUCGGGAGAAAAUCGUGAGGGUAGUAAUUUCUUAACGAGACCUUAUUGGUUGAGCGACGAAGGAUUGAAAAAAGGCGAAGUGGAAAUUUUGUCGUUACAAGAGGAACAGUUUUGGAAGGAUUUGCUUGAAAAGUACCUAUAUCCUAUAGACGAAGACAAAGCGGAAAAGGCACGAAUUGCUAAAGAUCUAAAGGACCUACGCGACCAGAGUGUUUUUGCUUUCUUUAUGAUGAAUGCCCUCUUCGUCCUCAUCGUCUUUUUGCUACAACUAAACAAAGACUUGUUACACGUGAAGUGGCCAUUUGGUAUCAAGAUGAACAUCACCUAUGAUGAAUACUUGCAAGAGGUACACAUUACCAAAGAAUACUUGCAACUUGAGCCUAUUGGUCUGGUGUUCGUGUUCUUUUUUGCACUAAUUCUAGUCAUUCAAUUCACUGCUAUGUUGUUUCAUAGAUUUGGUACUUUUGCUCAUAUCUUGGCGAGUACCACACUGGAUUGGUUCUGCUGCAAAAAAGAUGUUACAGAGGAGACUUUAUCAUCUCAACAAGCAGUGGAUAUGGUUAGAGAUCUACAAAAAUUAAAUGGUAUGGAAGGUGAUUACGAUGAAGGUAGUGGUAAUGGGCCUGGUCGUAGAAAAACAAUAAGAAAUCUUGAAAAGAGUAAAAGAAAGGCACAAUCGAUAAACACACUUGAUGUUGCAUUUAAACAUCGCUUCUUUAGUAUGUCUGAAGGAGCAGGUUUGCCCGGAAACAUGUCUACACGACAUUCAGUGAAAGCUUUAAAAGCUUUAGAGGGUAGACGAAAUAUAGUCGAAAUGGCAAUGCGAAGGAAAUCACAAAUGCAAACUUUAGGAGCAAUUAAUAAAUAUGGAGUGGCAGGUAAUCCUCUUGGUAUUCAAGGGCGACCUUCAAGAAGUAGUCAAAUAUCCGUAAAGGAUCUCUUUGAAGAUCGUGGACAUACAAAUCCUGGUUAUGAACCCGAUGAAAGUCCUAAAGAUAGUCUUCGAUUACAAAAUCUUAAUCAACAUGCCUGGCGCGAAGCCAACACCAAUGUUUAACGUUACAAUAUUUUUAAGACGAAUUCAAAAUAUAUUCAAUAUUUGAAAUUAAAAUAUCAUAAUCAAUCGAAUAAUAGCAUAAAAAUAGUAAUUAAAUAUAGAUUACUGUUUUUAUUUUUUUCCUCUAUACCAGCAUAUUUGAGGGGUAACAUUUUUUUUAUUUAUUUGUUAUAAUAUUUAUUCAAUGAUUAAUGAAAAGAUAUAGUUCAAGCAAACUCCAGUGUAUGAAACACUGUCAAAACUGCAAUAAAAUUUGUUUAAUAUUGAA